Brassica rapa (field mustard) is the source of this 2113-nucleotide messenger RNA. RefSeq lists its product as uncharacterized. Lineage: Eukaryota; Viridiplantae; Streptophyta; Magnoliopsida; Brassicales; Brassicaceae. The record is from RefSeq and is a predicted model, not a curated record.
CUAAAUAAAAAAAGAAAUAUUUUGUUUGGAGUAAAAAAAUGGAGUAAUACAUUGGAGUAAAACCCAACUCCAUUUUGGAGUUACACCAUUUUGGAGUUACACCAAUUUGGAGUAAAAUUUGGAGUAAUACAUUGGAGAUGCUCUUAGCAUGAGUAAAAUCACUGACUUAGUUUCAAUAUCAAUAAUUUCCUUUGGAAUGUGUAACUUUUCUGUUUCUGAAAAAAUAAAAUACAUAUUUUAUUUUCGAGUUUUCCAUUUUAUAACUAUAUUUAAAAAAGUUCUAUUUAAUUGUUCAAUUCUACUGAUUAAUUUGCGCCUUCUAGUGGAUUGUUUCUAAUAAAUAAAUACAAUUCACAGUAUUUAUAAAAGAAAAAAAAUACAAUUCGCAGUAUGUUGAUGAAAAAACUCUUAUUCCUCUCCCACUCGCCCCACAAGAAAUCAUAUUUACUCACAAGCAAACCUGAUAUUUUCAUAACCACAGUAUCAUCACACCUAUAAAUUCAUUCAAUUAAUAGGUCUUAUUGAAAUUCAGUAACGGUCUUAAUGGGAACGGAAGAAACAAGUACAGGGUCAGUUUCUAAUAAUAAGUAGUUAUAUCAAAACCUAUACCACCAAAGUGGCUGUAGUUUAGUGGUAAGAAUUCCACGUUGUGGCCGUGGAGACCUGGGCUCGAAUCCCAGCAGCCACACAUAUUUUGUUUAAAAAACUUUUGGUCUUUUUUGUUUCUCGGAGUGUGACUCAACGUAAGCCUUUAUAGCCCAGAGCCAAUUAUCAGUGGUCCGUAGUCCGUACACUUACGUCUCUUUUUUUUGAACUUUAAUUAUUUGUAAUAGUUACUGCCAUAAAAUAUGAAAACUGGGAUGAUAUUUUAAAUUAUGAAAAUUGGAGAUGAUAAUUUAAACGAAAAAAUACAUUUCCAUGUUUUUCCAAACGAGUUUAAAUUAAAUAGUAUGUAUAGUAGUUAUAUAUAAUAGUCAUGACUCACGAGACAGAAAAAUAUAAUAAUAUACUGGUAUUUUUUUCCUAACCAGAAAUUUAAUGGCUACGAAAGCUUUUGUAAAUUUCACAUAGACUUAUACUUGAACAUACAGAAUUGCAACACGUGGACAAGGGCAAUUGGGACCCACUUAGGUGACGACAUCAUAUUUAGAAUCGGAAUGGCUUACGUGGAAACGCACCAGAAUCGUGUAGUAGAAGUCAAACGCAUCUAUUGCUCUAAGAUCAAAAGUAAACCUCAUCGAAGAAGUAACAUAGGAAGCGCACAACCGUUGGAUCAACAAGACAAAAAAACUUAACGAGGAGAAUAAACUUUCGACGGAUCAGAUUACAAGAGAUAUGAUCCACACGGUUGCAGCCUUGCAGGUGAUCACCUCACUCUUUAGCUUAAAAUUAAAUAACUCGAGAAGACACGUUCUUCUUCUUACGAAACCGACUUUGUAGUUUCUUCUUUUUUUCCAUUGCACAAAACGAAAAAACGACAAUAUAACCAAAAAAAAGAAAUUAAAAAUAAAUAUAAAUCGACUCGCGAUUUAUUUCUUUCUCAUUAGGUUUCUUGUUUCAGAUUUAUUAAUAUUGGAACAUGAACGAUCCAAUGAGAGAAACUGGAUUUUCUGGAGAAUCUGGCGAGAUCGUCUUCUCGGAGACGGAGAUGGCGGCGGCUGAACUGCUUAUGCAGCUGAGCGAAGAAGAAACGGGGAGCUGUAGCAGCAGCACCGGCGCAGGAGGAAUAGGAGAAGGAAGAGGACGCAAGAGAAGGCAUGAAGAUAUUAGCUCGAGAAUCGGAAACGAGCAAAAUGACGGCGUAAAAGGGAAUUUUGAUCUUGCCAUGAAGAUGAAGAAGAUGAAGGAAAAGAAGUUUCGAUCUCUCGAGAGUAUUUACAGAGCAACGAAGGAGAUUAGGGGUUAAUGGAAGAAAGAUGAUGGUUAAUUACGUUUGUUAAUCGUUUUUAGUAACCUGUUCAAUGGGUUUUUUCGUGUGAAUAUGUAUAGUGUGCUUUUUAAUCUAACGUUGGAGCUUGAGAAUUCGUGAUGAUAGUUUUUUGAAGCUUUUAAGAUGUAAAUUGUAAAAAGUAAUGAGAUGUUGUGAGAUUGAGAUACUUUUUUUUUCUUUACA